AAUAUAUAUUUUCAAUUUUAUGUAAUGUUACUGUUAUGAAAUUCAGUAAUAAAACUGUGAUUUGCUUAAAUCAACAUUACCACCACGUACAGGAGAAAAAUAUAAGGAAAAUGUUGAGUAGGACGAGGAAAACCUACAGCAAGACGUAAUGAAGAAACGUAAAACAAGAAAAGGGAAAAAAAGCACGUAGCUUUUGUCUGAUCCCUUUUGCAGCUGUUAUGACACAUAUAAAUUUAUCUGUUUUUUUUGUAAUAUCUUAGUAAGUCAGACUCUUAAGCUUUGUUGUGAUAUGUAAAAUGCCUAAUUGUGGAUGGCUGUGUAGUAGCUGGAGACUUCCCCCGUACAGCAAAUGAUUUAGCUCUUCUUUCCUUCACUCACAGCUCCAAGGUUUGUUCCUGAAACCUGUAGCACAGGGAAAACUUCCUCACCAUGCCGAGUGCUAACACAUUCCGGCUAGCCAUAGUAACCGUUCUGGUCACCGUCUCGUCCCUGCAAAUUUUCCUGCCUGGCAGACAAGCCGUUCAGUUUUUAAGGCAAAAACGAGCCUAUCAGGUUUUUGAGGAGACGAAGAAGGGCCACUUGGAGAGGGAAUGUGUGGAAGAGCAAUGUAGCAAGGAGGAAGCCAGAGAGGUGUUCGAAAACGACCCUGAGACGGACUACUUCUAUCCUAAGUAUUUGGAUUGCAUCCAUCAGUAUGGAAGCCCAUAUGCUAAGAAGCCUGAAUUCAUCACAUGUGUUCACAAUUUACCCGACCAAUGCUCUCUUCAACUUUGCAAUCCAGAAGGAACAGUAAGGUGUGACGAUGUAAAGGGAGACUACAUCUGUAAUUGUAAAGAUGGAUGGAGAGGAAAAAACUGUGAGGAGGAUAUUGAUGAAUGCCAAGUGAAUAAUGGAAGCUGCCAUCAUAUCUGCAAGAACAAACCAGGAAGCUACCACUGUCUCUGUCAGAAUGGCUAUUUCCUUCUCCCUGAUAACAAGACUUGUCAUGAUGUUGAUGAGUGCAAAGUCUCACCAGAUAUAUGUGGAGAAGCAAACUGUGUAAAUUUAGACAGCUCCUAUGAAUGCCAGUGUCACAAAGGAUUCAAGUAUGAUGCAUCAUCAAAGUCUUGUAAAGAUGUGGAUGAAUGCGCUGCUGCUGUUUGUGCACAGACCUGUAUCAAUUCCCAUGGAAGUUACUCAUGCCUCUGUGAUGGAUCAGCUGGUCUCAAAUUAGGAAGCAACAUGCACUCUUGUGAGAGUAUUUUACCUUGCGCAUCACUUACCACUGCAAGGAGCAUCAAGUCACUGUUUCUGGGGAGACUGUUUAGUGGCAUUCCUGUAGCAAGACAACGAUUCCGAAGAAAGCAGCACACAAAGUUUACAGCGGAGUUUGAUUUCAGAACAUAUGAUCCUGAAGGUAUCAUCUUGUUUGCCGGAAGCCAGAAAGAAAAAUCCUGGAUUUUAUUGGCUAUUCGCAAUGGAAAAAUAGAGCUACAACUGAAAUACAAAGGUGUAGGCCGAGUGACCAGCAGUGGACCAGUAAUUAAUGAUGGAAAGUGGCAUACAAUUUGUGUUGAAGAAUCUAAUCGCAAUUUGAUUAUCAAAGUUAACAAAGAAGCAGUUAUGAAAAUAGCUAUUUCCGGAGAUCUCUUCUCUUUGAACAGAGGCUUGUAUGAGUUAAACUUGACAAUAGGAGGAGCGCCUUUUUCAGAAGAAAACCUUGUUCAAUUGAUCAAUCCUCGCAUGGAUGGCUGCAUGAAGGGGUGGAAUUUUCUGAGUGGAGAGGAUGCUACUAUCCAGGAAACUGUGAGAUUGAAUGAAAAAAUGCAGUGCUUUGCUUCAGUAGAAAAAGGAUCCUACUACCCAGGAAAAGGAUUUGCAUCGUUCAGCAUUAAUUACACACAUCCAUGUGAUAGAUGUAAAGCAGAUGAGAACUGGGCAGUGAAGCUGAAAGCUGAUAUUCAUCCAGUGACUGACACAGGUGUAAUGUUUGCAUUGGUUGAGGAAGACGAAGUUAUUCUGUCUUUGGCACUUGUUGAUUAUCAUCAUACACACAAAGUCAAGGAUCAGUAUAUUGUUCUGGCGAUAAAAAAUAUGGUAAUUUCCAGAGUGAAUUUGACAGUAUGUGAUGCUCAGGAGCACAUCGUGAAGAUCUCCGUGACCAAACAUCAGGUGACUCUGACAGCUGAUGGAUUGACAGGACAGACUGAUGUGGAAAAAUCUAAGCUAGACACACAACUUGGCACUCUUCACAGACAUAUGCAAGACAUGAACAUGAAAACAUACCUUGGAGGUUUGCCAGCUAAGAUUUCUACUGAGUCAACUCCAGUUACAGCUUUUUACAUUGGCUGCAUGUCUGUGGAGAUUAAUGAUAAGGUGGUGGACUUGGAUGAAGCAAACCAAAAACAUAGCAACAUUAUGUCUCACUCAUGUCCUCCUUUAUCAGCAAACCAGUAGUCUUGCACUUCUUAAGGAGUUAAUUAGAAUUAAGGCUUGUCAUACAUAUAAGUUAUACUUUUGAUUUUUUAUUAUUUCAGUUCUGUUUAUAACUUUGUUUCGUUGUACUUUGUACCUACUGCUGCUGUCACUAAUAAGAGUUUUGAUGUAAACAUUUUUUUGAACUUCUGGGAAUCGGCCUUCAGUCAUAUGGCAGAAUAGAAUUGUUGCAUUAUUAUUAGCUGAAUAAACAAUUUCAUGUGUGGUAUCUCUGAAAUGAGAGUAUUUGUAGGGGUCCAGAACUUUUUGAAAUGGUGACACCAAGAUAAAUGCGUUUGUCGUGCAAGUCUCAGUAUUUUUUUCAUCGUGUAUACAUGAGGAAAUAUUGACUUGUCUGAUAGAAAACAGAAUUUACCAUCUUAAUUACAACAGUAAUCUGUGUCAUUUUUCUUAGCUUUAUUGUAUUUUUUCAAGGAUAAUUGUCGUAUAAUUUUUGGAUUUAUUUUGGCCUUGAUAAGCAUCAGUACUUAAAAACAUACAUUAUGACAUAUAAGAUGCUGCUUAUUAGUCUACCUUCCCUUGGAGCAAGAGACCAUGUGGAUUCCAGGUAUUCCAGAAAUUAAGAUUAAGGACAGCACCCAUUGCCAGAAUGUAGACAGUCAGUCAUGUUCUGCAUAUAUUUUAUGUAAAAUGUUACCACUACACAACCAGGAUUACUACUGCCAGUCACAAGAAAGCAAACAACUGGCAUAGUUCAUGGAAGUGUUUUGCAAGAAGAUCUUGGUCUUGGUUUGAUUCAGGGACUACAAAAGAUAUCAAUUUAUCACUUAGUAAAAUAGUCCCCUCUCCAUAAGCAAUGUUUCCAGUGAGAGCUCCAUCAGGGUACAGCUGCUUGGCGGUGACCAUGGCACAGGACAGCACCUCUGAAUAAAGUAUAUGUGACGGUGCUCUCACAGUAACUGCUACAUUGCUGACUAUCAACAGCCUAAGGCACCUUGGUUGUGUCUGUCACAGCCAGUUUCUAGUUCUGACUGCUGUCAGACUUUAAUGGUAAUAUAAUAUCUAUAAUGCACAGUCCCAUGAGUUUACCUGCAUUAGCCUUUGUCUUUUGUUUCUCACACUAGGUUUGUGCUCUGAAUCAUCUAGCCUGUACCAUAUCCAGUGUUGCUAAUGUCCAUUGGUUUCCUGCUGUCAUUUCUUCCAAUCUGUCAUUCGAUAUCUUUGCCUUCAGUGGUGCUACUGCUGCUUAUAUUACAUUGAACAAUCUUUUAUUUCCAUCCAGCCCACAACUCAGGAGGGUGUAAACAAUUUUCUGAAGAUAGUCAUAAUGAUUUUUUUCUUUUAAUAUGGAUGCAGCAAGAACAGUUAUUUUGCAUUUGCCUCAGGAGUAUGUUUUUUGUUCAUAUUUGUUCAGAAAUAUCUUUUAACUGUUAUGUUGCAUACAUGGAGUGUUAAAAAUGCUGUGACUGUUGCUUUCUGAAGCAGUUCUUAAAGAUGGUACUGCAGCCUGGUUUGCAUGAAAAGUCUUACAGUAAAGGAAUAGGAAUUGCAUGUACUUUCAUUUCUCUGCUGCAUUUGACGAUAAUAUGGAACCAUUAUGUGACAAGAGUGCCUACAAAAAGAAUACACUUGAGAGUGUACAAGAGUGAACAUGUAGGCAUUUUUUUUUUGCUUUUGAUAUCCCAGAUGUAAGAAUCGCCAUCAACCAGUGGGCUUUUCUGAGUAUGCCAUUUGGAGUGAAGUGAGAUUGCAGUACAGACUUAAGGCUGAAAACAAAUGCUUUGCCUUUUGUUAAACUAAGUGCUAAGUGUGAGAUACACCGAUGUAAUGUCACUUGGGUAUUGCAGUUGUGGUACAUGGCAUUGGCACUGUCAUAUCACUGUUUGGCUGUAGUAGGUGUUCCGUUUGGUCUGCAGGCUUUCUGUAUGGGUAUACACACAGCUGUAAAUCAUGAAAUGGUCCCCCCCCUUCAGCUUUAGGAGCUACAGUCUUACCUGGCGUAGCAUGUAGAUAUACACAGAUACUUUUAAUUAUACAGUUUGGUAAAAUGUGCUUCUUUCUCUGACGGUAACUAAUAAGUCAUAAUACUAUGAAUUUGGAGCUCCAUUUACUCAUUUGUUAACAGGGUAGUGUAAUCUCGUUCAGACAUACUCUCUUCUGCUAUGGUUUUGGCCAAUAAUUACAAAUAUAGUGAAAAAUCAGGAAUAUAGUAUGGUCAUGUCAUGUUUUGUGCAUAGCAGCAUUGUGAUGUGCAAGUAAUCCAUUGUUCUAGUUAAAUAGACCUUAUAAGAUUGCAAAUUAGAUCAUUAAUCAGGAAGUAGGCCAUUUACAGAACACACACAACAUGCAUUUCUUUUCUCCCUUGCAUGUUGGUAAUCGGUGUAUGUGCAGAUAUUUUGGACAAGGUAAAGAUUAACAGUUGCAUAUUUUGGUUACAUUCACUGUUACGUAUUUUCAGUUAAAUAGAGCUUUUUUAAGCAUCAUAAAUAUCUAAAAAAAUAAAAGCUCUUGCUAGCCAGUUAUUACUGUUUUAUGCUUGGUUUAAAUUUUAAAAGCUUCUAUAGACAUUCAUUUUAAUUCAUCAUAUGUUUACACAUUAAUAAAAGCUGUCAUUUUUUGUCAAAACAAAAAUGAAUUGUUUGACUAUCCUGUAAGAAGCAUGUAUUCUUCUGGGGGGUAUGACAUCAUUUUUACCCCCCCCCCCACACACACACACACUUCUGUCUUUCACAUUUAAUUAUGCUUUAUUUGUUUGACCCAAGUGCCAGAGCUUUUGAUGGGUUUGUACUACCCCUUACUAAAUUGCUGUUACAGUAUACCCCUGCACCAUGAAUUGAAAAUGUUAUGUUCUUUUUGAUACCUACUUGAAUCAAUUAUGAAUUUACUCCAAGAAAGAAUUGUGGUUUGAUAUUUUUAUUCUUUGUAAUGAUUUUUAUGUAAUAUAUGUGUAAAUAGUUAAUGCUGGAAAUGUAUCUGCACAAUUUGAUUGUAGCAUUUAAGUCUAACCAUUAGACAUUCUCAAUUUUACCAAAGCAAGUGCAUUUUUAUAAUUCCAGAGGGAAAAAAAAUAUUUUUUGCACAUAAAUAAAAUGUUGGUUGGUAAAGCUGA
Messenger RNA from Protopterus annectens (West African lungfish), 5524 nucleotides. RefSeq names its product growth arrest specific 6 (gene GAS6). Bases 430 to 2436 code for a protein of 668 amino acids. The transcript has 15 exons. The record is from RefSeq and is a predicted model, not a curated record. Gene Ontology annotation, molecular function: calcium ion binding. Gene Ontology annotation, cellular component: extracellular region. NCBI's taxonomy places the organism in Eukaryota, Metazoa, Chordata, Ceratodontiformes, Protopteridae.